This is a messenger RNA of Microthlaspi erraticum, 291 nucleotides long. NCBI's taxonomy places the organism in Eukaryota, Viridiplantae, Streptophyta, Magnoliopsida, Brassicales, Brassicaceae. The record is from the annotation of a GenBank genome assembly.
AUGCUCUCUACCAACAAAACCUCUCCUGCUCUUGUUACCGCAAUGCUGGUAUGGGAAAAAUAUGGAGUACGAGGAGAACGCAUUUGCACGCAACCUCCGUUGUCUGUGGAAAGUAUGAGCCAGGGAGAUCCGGUUUUGCAUGGGACUGUUUCUUUCCAACCGGAAAACCAGUUGGAACAAACCGUCUUAGCGCGUUGGAGAUCCACAAAGCUUAAACGUUCGAAGAGAGAUCUGAUGAUAUCGAGAGGGAGCAUGGACAAGUUGGCAGGAUUGAAAGUUGAUACGUUUUAA